Molecule: messenger RNA, 1794 nt
Organism: Corapipo altera (White-ruffed manakin)
Lineage: Eukaryota; Metazoa; Chordata; Aves; Passeriformes; Pipridae
Product: acrosin-like
Exons: 5
Coding region: 107-1600 (497 amino acids)
Biological process (GO): acrosome reaction; proteolysis
Molecular function (GO): serine-type endopeptidase activity
Source: RefSeq, a predicted model, not a curated record
UGACAUCAGCCCCGGGGACGAGGCCUUCACGGGCAACGCGGCUGCUGCGGGCACUGCAUCUGUGGCUGUGCUGGUGCAAGGAGCCCUCACUUCUUGCAGCUGACACAUGCCUCUGGCAGCCAUGAAUUGGCUCUGCCUCCUCAUCCUGCUGGCCACAUGCGGGCUUGCGCACGGCACCUGGGACAACUGUGGACCGGUGUGCGGGCUCCGAGCCAUGGGUUAUGACUACGGCGCCAGUGCUUAUCAAUACAACUACUAUGGCAUGACACGUGUCGUGGGUGGCACAGGUGCCUACGAAGCGUCCUGGCCCUGGCUCGUCAGCCUCCAGCAUCAGUGGAUACCAGACACGGGGCAUUUGUGCGGAGGGUCCCUCGUCCACCCGCAAUGGGUCCUCACGGCAGCUCACUGCUUUGACGAUGUCACCAACAUCAGCCUGGUGUACGUGGUGAUCGGGGCCACCCAGUUGACUCAACCAGGCCCUGGGGCACAAGUCCGCUACAUUAAGCAACUGCGCCUUCACCAAUACUAUAAUAAAGUCAACAUGAAGAAUGACAUUGCCAUGCUGGAACUGGACCAUCCUGUCCAGUGCAGCCCCUACAUCCAGCUGGCCUGUGUGCCCGACCCGACACUGAGAGUGUCAGACCUGGUCUACUGCUUUGUCGCUGGCUGGGGUGCCACCACUGCAAGGGCUUCAAGAACAAGCGAUCUCCUGCAGGAGGCCCAGGUCCACCUCAUCGAUCUCGAGCUCUGCAACAGCAGCCAGUGGUAUGCGGGGAAAAUCCACAGCUCCAACGUGUGUGCUGGUUAUCCACAGGGCAUCAUUGACACCUGCCAGGGGGACAGCGGUGGUCCUCUCAUGUGCAAAGACAACAUCGCUGACUACUACUGGGUUGUUGGAGUGACCAGCUGGGGAAGAGGCUGUGCAAGACCAAAGCAGCCUGGAAUCUACACCUCCACUCAGUACUUCUACAAUUGGAUGUUGGCUGAGAUGGCUGCAAGCCCAUAUAGAAGGACUUCUCUAGCAGCACAGGUUUGGGGUCCUUUUCCAGCUGCCCCACAACCCACUCAGUAUCCAUGGAUGAGACCAACUGCCGCACAGCCACCAUGGACAAGACCACCUGUCACACAACCACCAUGGACGAGACCAACCGCUGCACAGCCGCCAUGGACAAGACCACCCACCACAAAGCCACCAUGGACGAGACCACCUGCCACACAGCCACCAUGGACAAAACCAACCGCUGCACAGCCACCAUGGACAAGACCAACCGCUGCACAGCCACCAUGGACAAAACCAACCGCUGCACAGCCACCAUGGACAAGACCAACCGCUGCACAACCACCAUGGACAAAACCAACCGCUGCACAGCCACCAUGGACGAGACCACCCACCACACAGCUACCAUGGACAAGACCAACUGCUGCACAGCCACCAUGGACAAACCCACCUGCCUCAGAGAAGCCAAAGCCACUGCCAAAGCCAAAGCCAACAUCAUCGGACCAAGUUAGCUCCUGCCCAUAUCCAGACGAUGAGCUGGUGAAAUUCUUUACUCAGGCGAAGGAUCUCUUCGAGGAGAUCUUUGGGGAAAACCCAACUUGAGCAGCAGGACAGACAGGAUCCAGUGUGAGCUGCAGUACACCAUGACCGUUUCCUGAUGGUGCAAUGCCUGCUGAUCCAAAGGCCACCUCAGUGCCAAAAGCCUACUCUGUCCUUCCUACACUCCUCUUCUGCAUGCAGGCAAACAUUGAAGUUGACUUAGUUGUUGAAAUAAAGUUGCCUAUGUUCACAGUUAA